This is a messenger RNA of Limulus polyphemus (Atlantic horseshoe crab), 574 nucleotides long. RefSeq lists its product as uncharacterized. The transcript has 5 exons. Lineage: Eukaryota; Metazoa; Arthropoda; Merostomata; Xiphosura; Limulidae. The record is from RefSeq and is a predicted model, not a curated record. Bases 146 to 574 code for a protein of 142 amino acids.
UUACGUUAAACAAAAGGAAUACUGAUCAGGUCAAGUUUUUGCUAGUGGAUUGUUUUUGCUUUUUCCUCACAAAAAAUCCGCAUGAACGGACUUAACGUUAACUGACAAUUCAUAAUGCUUCGAUUUUCCUGUAAUAACAAGAAAAAUGAUGGAAGAUGAAGAUAAGUUCGACAUCCGCCAGAUAGCGCUGAGAAGACAACAGCGACGUCUGCAUAGUCGCGCAUCUGUCGAGGAACUUCUACAAACCGAAGCAGCUUCGUUUGGAAAGAGAAGAUCAAGUUCUUUCGACACCAAAAGUUUCGGAGUAGAUUCGAAGAACGGAACGCAAAAAUCGUUUGUUAGUGCCAUGACUGUCACGCUGUUCGAGGACGACACGAGACUUGGAAGAAUGCACGUGCCACCAGUUAUCAAAUGUGAGUGCAAUGGAGUGGAGGGACACGCCUUGAUCAACACGGGAGCAAUGGUAUCAUUAAUAUCAAUGAACAUGGUGAAAAAGCUUAGAUCGAACAAUGACGGGCAACAAGUAUUGUUAAACUCCAGAACUGAGAAACCUGCUGCCAGUUUCCAAGUGUAA